AUGUGCGCAAGGAUCUUCCGCAUCCUCGUCAUCCCCGGCGACCACGUUGGGCCUGAGCUUAUGAGGGAGUCCCUGCGGGUGCUCAAAACCAUCGAAGCCGCAUCGAAAGGGUCUUUAAAAUUUGAGCUGAAUCACCAACUCGCUGGUGGUUGCAGCAUUGACAAGCACGGAACACCCGUGACGGAUGAGGUACUGCGGAUCGCAAAGGAGGAAAGCGAUGCAGUGUUGUUUGGCAGUGUCGGUGGGCCGGAGUGGGGCACGGCAUCUCCCAACCCUGAAUUUGGACUCCUCCGCUUGCGCCAACAUCUCGACGCUUUUGCCAAUAUCCGUCCCUGCGUGUUCUACUCGCGUAGCCUGAUCGAGUUGUCACCCCUCAAACACUCCCUUGUCAAUGGCACCAAGUUCAUUGUCGUUCGCGAGAACACCGGUGGGGCAUACUUCGGAGCAAAAGUCGAGGGGCCCGAUUUUGCCAGCGAUUCUUGGGCAUACAGUCGACACGAGGUUGAGCGUUGCGCUCGUGUGGCUGCUACGUUGGCAACCACUUUAGGCAAAGAUGGCCAGGGAGCCGGCGGCCCAGCCACGGUGUGGUCAAGCGAUAAAGCCAACGUCCUCGCCUCGGGUCGACUCUGGAGGAAGGUCACGAACGAAGUUUUUGAGAAGGAGUUUCCACACAUUGAGCUGAGGCAUCAAUUGGCAGAUAGCCUGUCGAUGAUGAUGGUCAAGAGCCCCAAGAUGAUGAAUGGUGUGAUUCUCACCGAUAACACCUUUGGCGAUAUGCUGUCAGAUCAAGCCGGCGGAGUGAUUGGGACGUUAGGCCUCCUUCCUAGUGCCAGUCUAUGUGGUAUUCCAGAUGGAAAGACUCGCUGUAAUGGCAUCUAUGAACCAGUUCACGGCUCAGCUCCCGAUAUCUCGGGUAAGGGUGUCGUUAACCCGGUGGCAGGAAUUCUUUCCACUGCAAUGAUGUUGCGCUACUCAUUCAAUCUCCACGUUGAAGCAGCAGCCAUCGAAGCCGCCGUCGAGAAGGUUUUGGAUGGAAAAGACAUUGGCGGUUUGGAAGUCCGCACCGGCGACCUCGGGGGAAAUGCCACGACAAAGGAGGUCGGAGAUGCCGUCUGCAGCGUUCUUGAAGACGUUCUGGCGGGCAACACAACAUUAAAUAUGUAG
Messenger RNA from Exophiala spinifera, 1164 nucleotides. RefSeq names its product 3-isopropylmalate dehydrogenase. Gene Ontology annotation, biological process: L-leucine biosynthetic process. The record is from RefSeq and is a predicted model, not a curated record. Gene Ontology annotation, molecular function: magnesium ion binding; 3-isopropylmalate dehydrogenase activity; NAD binding. The transcript has 2 exons. NCBI's taxonomy places the organism in Eukaryota, Fungi, Ascomycota, Eurotiomycetes, Chaetothyriales, Herpotrichiellaceae. Bases 1 to 1164 code for a protein of 387 amino acids. Gene Ontology annotation, cellular component: cytosol.